AAUGCACGCAACGGUGUAUACUAAUCGCUCAGCGAGUCUAAAAACGAUUGUUGUAGCCCUUCUUAGUCUCGCAAGAAGAAGAAUGAAUACCCUUUAUUUUCAUUUGUAUUCUCAAAAAAAUUAAAACUAUUUGGCGAUAAGGAUUUAACUCGUUCAACCAAAUCAUUCCAUCUAUAAACGAAACGGUCCAUUUGUCUGUUCUUAAAACGAAUGUGAAAACUGGUAAUCUAGCAUUAAAAUACCAGCGAAGCGACGUCAACAACAACCUAGGAGAAAAGAAAUUACAGCAAAAAUGCAAAUUGUUUUGGUGUUCGACGAGUUGUAAAGACAGGAAGUGAAGUGAUGCUAAGAUAAAUAAAAUAGCACAAGUAAAUUAGGCUUUAUCAGAAGCAAAAAAUAUAAUAAACUUUACUUCAACUGAAUUAAAGGGCGUUCGAGAGAAAAUCAAUUGAAAAAUCACGUCAUUUUCUUCGUCGUAAGGAGAAAAGGAGACUCACAGUAAUCAUUUGUGUUGUGUGUUUGUAUGAUCGUGUGGUAACUUAACUCACUUCACUGUGCUGUGCUGGGAACAAGAAAAAAUGUUUGCAAAAUAUUGGAAGAAGCCAAGGAAAAUGUGAGAGUUCAAAUACAUGAAAACGUUAAAGUAUCAGUGUCCCUUGUACAAAUAGUAUAUCUAAUAUUGGUUUGGCGAAAAUAAGAACAAUUGCAAUUGAGACAUUGUCUGCUUCAAGUAAGGAACGCAUUUGUGGCCUUCCCGUAUACAUCAUGAUGACCAUCGACGAGGAACAGCAGGCUUUAUUGAAACGUGCUGCCGAAGAGCGCGAAUUGAUAUUCAAUCGAUACAGUUUGGGCUUGGAUCCCAGCAAUCAAGUGGAUCCGUGGGAAAAUCCCACUUAUGAAAUAUAUCACAUAACUGAUAAGUAUGGUUUUAUGCAUGACUCCCGCCUCCCAGACAUACGCGAUGCCCACGAAGUGCAAAAGACCAAAAUUGAAUUGGAACGGGAUAAGAAGUGGGUCAAGAUGAUAGACAAAUGGAAUCCGCACCACGAAAAACUGCGUAAGCGAGUGUUUAAAGGUAUUCCAGACCGUAUGCGCUGGCCAGCAUGGAAAAAAUUAUUGAAUGUUGAGGAAACAAUGUCUGCAAAUACUGGCGUUUAUGCCAAGAUGCUGGAAUUAUCUCGCAAAUACUCCACAGAAGUCAGACAAAUCGAUUCAGACGUCAAUCGCCAGUUCCGUGAUAACUUAGCCUUUCGCGAACGAUACAGUGUCAAACAAGUUUCACUGUUUAAUGUUCUAAAUGCAUAUAGCAUAUAUAAUCCUGAACUAGGCUACUGUCAGGGUAUGGCAUGUGUUGCCGGUGUACUGUUAUUGUAUAUGCAAGAAGAAGAAGCAUUUUGGGCUCUAAAUGCCCUCAUUGUAAACGAGAAGUAUGCCAUGCACGGUCUAUUUAUUGAGGGGUUUCCCAAGCUGACGCGUUUCUUGGAACAUCAUGACCGUAUAAUGUUGAAAAUAAUGCCAAAAUUGCACAAACACUUCAUGAAACACAAUGUCGACGCAAUACUUUAUUCAAUCAAAUGGUUCUUUGUCGUAUUCGUGGAACGGAUACCAUUUAGCUUAAGCUUACGUGUCUGGGACAUUUUUCUUUUGGAAGGCGACCGUGUUAUAACAGCAAUGGCUAUUACAAUACUAUACCUGCACAAAAAUGAACUUUUGCGUCUAAAAGAUAUGGAUUCGAUAUUGGAAUAUUUACAAGUCAAGCUACACAAGAAUUUCGGUUACAACGAUGACUUUGCCAUAGAGGCCUUAGAACGAGUGAUGAAGAAAUUGAAAGAGCAUAAACUGGAUGUUCCUCCACCAGCAAAAGUCACAGAAUUCCCUACAAAACCUUUGGGUCAAUUUGUCGAGGCUGAUAUUGAAAAGAAAAUUGGUCGACGUCGUUCAGAAUAUACGGACACAGAAAAGCAGGUUAUCAACGAUGUUAUUUUGAGGCAGGAGCAAAAUGCCAUGGAAGUACAAUCUACAGUAUCAUAUGAAACAUCAGAGUGUGCCACGGGUGAUGCAUAUUCCAUGAAAACGUAUCAAAGUAUCACUAGUUUAGCCACUUCACCAGCUAUUAGCAGUAAUUCAUUAUAUAGUAAUGGAUUUUUUGUUACAACAACACCACCUCCACCAUCUAAGACAACGACGUCGACCACAAUGCAAAUCAGCAAUUACAAUAUAAACUCAUCAUCCACUACAUCGACAACAACUGGAACGACGAUUACAACAAAUAAUUCGGAUGCAAUCGACACAGCAAUGGAAAAUGUAAAGAGCACAAUAACUGCUCAAAAUAGCUACCGAACGCCGAAUGGCGAUCAUCAUUCAAUUGUUUGCAACAGUACAACUGAGAAUGUCAACGAACUAACCGAUCACAAUGAUAUUAAUAUUCUUAUUACAAAUUACGACCAAAACUACUAAAAGUACACGUUGAUGACGAUCAGGGUGAUGAAGAUGACGAACUGAGCGUAGAAAAUACUCGCCUUUAAAAAUAAAAAUACUAUUAUACCUAUAUAUACAUAUAUCUAUACAUAUAUUAAAGUUGAUUUUUAGCCAAGAUUAUUUGUAGAAAUUAAAUUGUAUAAUCCCAAUCUAGCUUCUUCAUCGUUGAACGAACGUGUCAAUUUAAAAGAAAAAGAAAAACUUAUCCUUUACUUGCAUUUCCUCUCAGCAGCAUUUUUAUUAAGAAUACAUAUUUUCUUAUUAGCCACAAUGUAUCUAAAUUAUCUAUCUGUAUUCCAUUGACAUUUACAAAUAGUAAAUAAUCUUUAUGAAGUAAAGUGUUCUACUACUAAAUACACUACUUUUGCAUGCGUUUAUUUUUUUUAAAUUUCAUUUUCUCAGAAAUUAUGUAUCUCAAGACUGUAUUGCUGCCAUUGAAAUUGUGUUGAAGUAGUGUAUUUUGAUUUAUAUACCAGAAUUAUGUUAUUUAUUAUUAACCCACAUUCCUAUACCAUCCAUAUAUUAUGUAACCCCUGUUCUGCCUAUUAUUAGUGAAACGAUUUCGCAUAAUGUUAUCUCCUACUUCUUCUUUAUAUGCUUACU
Musca domestica (house fly) is the source of this 3081-nucleotide messenger RNA. Its product is annotated as USP6 N-terminal-like protein. The transcript has 5 exons. Lineage: Eukaryota; Metazoa; Arthropoda; Insecta; Diptera; Muscidae. The record is from RefSeq and is a predicted model, not a curated record. Bases 766 to 2457 code for a protein of 563 amino acids.